CAAUUGAACAGUUUGGCCAUACUGUUGAAUUGUGUAUACCAUACUAGUUAUCCGUUGUGUUGGCAAAAAUAAAAAUACUAGCAAUUUUGAUAUUAUAACCAAUGGCCACAAUCGAUGGAAGACCGGCGCAAUAUGGGAUAUCACUUAAGCAAUUACGAGAGCUCAUGGAGCAUCGAGGAAGAGAAGGUGUAAAUAAAAUCAGUGAGCUCGGUGGCAUUCAUGAGUUAUGCAAAAAAUUGUACACAUCCCCAAAUGAAGGUCUUAGCGGGUCGAAAGCUGACGAGGAGCAUAGACGUGAAACGUUUGGCUCAAAUGUAAUACCACCGAAACCCCCAAAAACAUUUUUAACGCUAGUCUGGGAGGCGCUUCAAGAUGUUACACUUAUAAUAUUAGAGGUAGCUGCGUUAGUAUCACUUGGUCUAUCGUUUUACAAGCCAGCAGAUGAGGAUGCGCCUCUACUUCAAGAAGAAGAUGAACACCACGGUUGGAUCGAGGGUUUGGCUAUACUUAUUUCGGUCAUUGUUGUUGUGAUAGUGACGGCUUUUAAUGAUUACUCAAAGGAGCGACAAUUUCGAGGUCUCCAGAACCGUAUCGAAGGCGAGCACAAAUUUUCAGUUAUUCGAGGCGCCGAGGUAUGCCAAAUAUCGGUCGGGGAUAUCCUAGUCGGUGAUAUUGCACAGAUCAAAUACGGCGAUCUCUUACCAGCUGAUGGUUGUCUUAUACAGAGCAAUGAUCUAAAGGUGGACGAAUCUUCAUUGACUGGCGAAUCGGAUCAUGUGAAAAAGGGCACAGAUGCCGACCCAAUGGUUUUAUCCGGCACCCAUGUUAUGGAGGGUAGUGGCAAAAUGGUUGUAACAGCCGUUGGAGUUAAUUCACAGGCUGGAAUCAUUUUCACACUGCUUGGAGCUGCUGUAGAUGAGCAGGAAGCCGAAAUUAAAAAGAUGAAAAAAGAAGCUAAAAAGGCGAACAAACAAAAGAGUAAAAGCCAGACAGGUGAAAAUGAUGGCCGUGCGCCAAUGAAAGAAACAUCUCAUGCGCCAACUCAAUAUGCCAGCGAGGCCAUCAAAUCUGAAUCGGAUGGAAAUCAUGUGCAGCCAUCUACAUCAGCUGCUGAAACUGGACACAAGAAAGAAAAAUCGGUGCUACAGGCGAAAUUGACGAAGUUGGCAAUACAAAUUGGUUAUGCUGGUUCCACGAUAGCCGUGCUCACCGUUAUUAUACUGAUUAUACAGUUUUGCGUUAAGACAUUCGUCAUCGAUGAGAAACCAUGGAAGAACACCUAUGCCAAUAAUCUGGUCAAACACUUGAUUAUCGGUGUCACAGUAUUAGUUGUGGCUGUCCCCGAAGGACUUCCACUGGCCGUAACGCUAUCUUUGGCCUAUUCGGUGAAAAAAAUGAUGAAGGAUAAUAACUUGGUGCGUCAUCUGGAUGCCUGUGAGACAAUGGGUAACGCAACGGCUAUAUGCUCCGAUAAGACAGGCACGCUAACGACCAAUCGUAUGACUGUUGUACAAUCCUACAUUUGCGAAAAGCUAUGCAAGGUGCUGCCAACGCUUGCCGAUAUACCACAGCAUGUCGGAAAUCUAGUCACUAUGGGCAUAUCUGUCAACUCGGCUUAUACCUCCAACAUAAUGCCUGGUCAAAAUCCGACCGACUUACCAAUUCAAGUGGGCAACAAAACGGAAUGCGCUCUACUAGGAUUUGUUCAGGGUCUGGGCGUUAAAUAUCAAUCGAUACGCGAUGAAAUACCCGAGGAUAGAUUUACACGUGUUUACACCUUCAACUCUGUACGGAAAAGUAUGGGUACAGUAAUACCUCGGCCCAACGGCGGCUUUCGAUUGUAUACCAAGGGUGCUUCCGAGAUCAUCAUGAAGAAAUGCGCCUUUAUCUAUGGGCAUGAGGGCACAUUGGAAAAGUUCACACGCGACAUGCAGGACCGUUUAAUUCGGGAAGUAAUUGAGCCGAUGGCUUGUGAUGGGUUACGUACUAUUUCUGUUGCCUAUCGCGAUUUUGUGCCCGGCAAAGCGGCAAUCAAUGAGGUGCACAUCGAUGGAGAGCCCAAUUGGGAUGAUGAGGAAAAUAUUAUGUCGAAUUUGACCUGCCUGUGUGUUGUGGGAAUUGAGGAUCCCGUCCGUCCCGAGGUACCGGAUGCCAUACGGAAAUGCCAAAGGGCUGGGAUUACUGUACGCAUGGUUACUGGUGAUAAUAUUAAUACGGCUCGUUCGAUUGCCAGCAAAUGUGGCAUUUUACGACCCAACGACGACUUCCUCAUACUGGAGGGUAAAGAGUUUAAUAGACGUAUUCGCGACAGCAAUGGCGAUAUCCAGCAGCAUCUCAUUGACAAAGUGUGGCCGAAGCUCCGCGUGCUUGCACGCUCAUCACCUACAGAUAAAUACACUUUGGUAAAAGGUAUGAUCGACAGCGCCGUGACCGACAAUCGGGAGGUUGUUGCCGUUACUGGCGAUGGUACAAAUGAUGGUCCAGCUCUAAAGAAGGCCGAUGUUGGAUUUGCGAUGGGUAUUGCAGGAACGGAUGUUGCCAAAGAAGCAUCUGACAUUAUACUCACUGACGAUAACUUUAGUAGCAUUGUCAAAGCUGUUAUGUGGGGUCGCAAUGUUUAUGAUUCAAUUGCGAAGUUUUUGCAGUUCCAAUUGACAGUAAAUGUCGUCGCAGUCAUUGUAGCCUUUAUUGGUGCGUGUGCGGUACAGGAUUCACCUCUUAAAGCAGUGCAAAUGUUGUGGGUUAAUCUUAUUAUGGAUACACUUGCAUCUCUCGCUUUAGCAACAGAAGUACCGACGCCUGAUCUAUUGCUUCGUAAACCAUAUGGACGCACAAAGCCCCUUAUAUCACGCACAAUGAUGAAAAAUAUAUUGGGGCAAGCUCUGUACCAGUUGGUAAUCAUAUUUAGCCUCCUCUUUGUCGGUGAUUUAAUACUCGACAUUGAAUCUGGUCGUGGACAGGAUCUUAACGCUGGACCAACCCAACAUUUCACAAUAAUCUUUAACACUUUCGUCAUGAUGACCCUUUUCAAUGAGAUCAAUGCCAGAAAAAUACACGGCCAGCGCAACGUUGUUGAGGGUCUUUUCACAAAUCCUAUAUUUUACACCAUCUGGAUAUUCACAAUGAUUUCUCAGGUUGUAAUUAUUCAAUACGGGAAAAUGGCCUUCUCAACAAAAGCGCUGUCUCUCGAUCAAUGGCUAUGGUGCAUAUUCUUUGGAAUCGGAACACUAGUCUGGGGACAAUUAAUCACUUCAGUGCCUACAAGAAAAUUGCCUAAGAUAUUAUCAUGGGGUCGUGGACAUCCUGAAGAAUAUACGGAUGCUAUGAAUUUGGGUGAGGAGCGCUUUGAUUCGAUUGACUCUGAUAAAAAACCAAGAGCUGGACAAAUCUUAUGGAUUCGCGGCCUGACUCGUCUGCAAACUCAAAUUUCAGUGCCGGUAAUAGGCGGCGAGUUGCAAGAACGCUUGAUACCGGUUCCCUAUAGCAAGAGCAACACUGAUCAAGCUAUUCGUGUGGUGAACGCCUUCCGGCAAGGUCUUGACGCCCGCUACGGUGAGCACACCAACACUUCGCUGGCAGAGGUGCUGCGCAAGCAGACUUCGCUGAGCAAACGCCUGUCGGAGACAUCUUCCAUUGAUUAUGCCGAUAACAUACCCGAUGAGCUGACCAUACCCGAAAUCGACGUUGAGCGGUUAUCAUCGCACAGUCACACCGAGACUGCUGUUUAGAUGGCAAAACGACAACUGUUGCACUAACCGUUACCGUUACAGCCACACUAAUACAGUCAUCCAAUUGCCUACCAAUCAUACACACACUUAUACCCACAUGAGCAUACACAUAUGUUGCAUACACUCGUAAAUAAAUUCAUCAUUGAGCAUACAAAUUAACAUCUUUAAAGCAACAGAUAUAAUGAAAAUACUUACAGCUAAAACAAACAAAAAAUAAAAAUAAGUACAAUUUGUGCACACAUUAUGGUUUAGUAAGCGAACUAGACAUUUUGGGAGUACAAUUGGUCAGGUUUGAGAGCUCCAAGACAAGACAGCGUCAGCAUUAGCAGCAACAAGAACAUGUUUCAUCCGAUAACAGCGCUCGACAACUGCCACAAUAACUUUGGAAUUCAGCAUAUGAUGUAACACGCCGCACUGUACUAAUUCAUAGUGGAAUAUUCGUAUACAUAUUUAUUAAUGAUACAAUAAAGAAGUAAAUACACACUCAUACAAAUACACAUACACACA
Messenger RNA from Drosophila hydei, 4235 nucleotides. It is a transcript of the gene PMCA, whose product is annotated as plasma membrane calcium-transporting ATPase 1. The transcript has 19 exons. The coding region runs from base 102 to 3728 and encodes 1208 amino acids. Gene Ontology annotation, biological process: calcium ion transmembrane transport; regulation of cytosolic calcium ion concentration. Gene Ontology annotation, molecular function: ATP hydrolysis activity; P-type calcium transporter activity; ATP binding. Gene Ontology annotation, cellular component: intracellular membrane-bounded organelle; membrane. NCBI's taxonomy places the organism in Eukaryota, Metazoa, Arthropoda, Insecta, Diptera, Drosophilidae. The record is from RefSeq and is a predicted model, not a curated record.